AUGAAAUUCGGAACAAGUGCUGCAGCUCUCGGGCUACUACUACCUGGUGUCACAGCCUGGGGAAGCUUGGGUCAUAUUACUGUCGCCUACAUCGCAAGCAAUUUUGUCAAGGAAGACACCGCAACCUAUUUCCAAGAUCUGCUGCGAAACGACACCGAACAUUAUCUGGCUGGCGUUGCCACAUGGGCCGACAGCAUCAGGUACACGAAAUGGGGCCGUUUCACGAGCAACUUUCACUUUAUUGACGCCAAAGACGACCCCCCGUCGUACUGCGGUGUUGACUUCGACAGAGACUGCAAGGAGGACGGGUGCGUGGUCAGCUCAAUCCAGAACUACACGACCCAGCUGCUGGACAGCGACCUGUACGCCUGGAGACGGGCGCAGGCCGCCAAGUUCGUCAUCCAUUUCGUCGGUGACAUUCAUCAACCGCUGCACACGGAAAAUGUCGCUCGGGGAGGGAACAGCAUUCAUGUCAAGUGGAAUAACGCCGAGUUGAACCUCCACCAUGUCUGGGAUUCCAGUAUUGCCGAGCAGAUGCUAGGGGGCAUCCGAAGGAAACCAUACGUCGCGGCCCACACGUGGGCCACGAAUCUCACGGCAGAGAUCAAGACCGGCAAGUACCAGGCAGAAAGCAAGCUGUGGGCGGACGACCUCGACCUUGAUGACGCCAUUGCCACUUCGAUGAAAUGGGCAAACGAGACGAAUGCUUAUGUCUGCACACACGUCUUCCCCGAAGGCCCUGUUGCAAUCGAAGGGCAACAGCUUGCGGGUGAUUAUGCUGCGAAGGCUGCACCGGUGAUCGAGAUCCAGGUUGCCCGAGCUGGAUAUCGGCUUGCUGCCUGGUUAGAUCUCAUUGCUGACAGGAUCCGUGAUCAAACUCAGACUGGUCGUACCGGCGAGCUUUAA
Molecule: messenger RNA, 906 nt
Organism: Truncatella angustata
Lineage: Eukaryota; Fungi; Ascomycota; Sordariomycetes; Amphisphaeriales; Sporocadaceae
Product: S1/P1 nuclease
Exons: 3
Coding region: 1-906 (301 amino acids)
Biological process (GO): DNA catabolic process
Molecular function (GO): nucleic acid binding; endonuclease activity
Source: RefSeq, a predicted model, not a curated record